This is a messenger RNA of Chelonus insularis, 4345 nucleotides long. Its product is annotated as extracellular serine/threonine protein CG31145. Gene Ontology annotation, cellular component: Golgi apparatus. The transcript is spliced from 7 exons. The record is from RefSeq and is a predicted model, not a curated record. Gene Ontology annotation, biological process: protein phosphorylation. Lineage: Eukaryota; Metazoa; Arthropoda; Insecta; Hymenoptera; Braconidae. Gene Ontology annotation, molecular function: protein serine/threonine kinase activity. The coding region runs from base 1831 to 3393 and encodes 520 amino acids.
GAUAGCCAUAAAUGUCCAAUUAAAACGAAUACUCGUCACUCAUCGAGUAAUUACGAUCCAAGAUCAAAGACUCAACUUAAAUCUCGUGAAGAUGAUGGAGCCAACCAGGAUGAGAAACUUAUUAAUCUUCGAACAUUUAGACCUGAUCAAAGUAACAACGUAGAAGAUCAAGUAUUUGAUGAUUUAAUUGAGUCGAAUAAAGAAAAAAAUAAAUGUAACACUCGAAAAAGAAAAUCUUUAGAAUUAGAAUUUAAAAAGCAGAAGUUUUUCGAAGAUCAAGGUAACGACUCAUUACUAAAGAGAUUACUGAGAUCUUCAAGAGAGAACUGGAAUGCAGGGUGUGAGAAGUUUGUGAAAAAUAUUCAAAAGAGUCCACGUGAAUUGAGAAAUGAAUUUUCUAUAAGUGAGAGCAGUGGAAAUAUUAAGCAGAACUUGGAAUAUUCUCCAGUACCACCCUUGAGAACUAAAAGAUCACGAGGACGAGUCUCUUCACCGUUGAAUGAACAAAGAAAAGCAACAACUAUAAGCAAUAGCAAAGUAGAUAUAACACAAGCUAAAGACAGGGUUUCGUCGAUCGGUACAAGUUGCUUGUCUAAUCUCCCGAGAGAUCCAUCUUCAUGGGAGAGCAUCCAACAAGAUUCCCUUGGGUGUGAAGACUGUUUGAGCUCGUAUAUUCAAGCGUCAAAAGGAAAAAACGAACGCCGAUCAAGUUCGCCAAGCGUGUCCGUUGAGGAUGUUUAUAAACUAAUCAAAUCUAAAGACAAUUUCCGUUCGAUUGAUGAAAAAAAAUCAACUUUAGACUCCUGGCCCAAGCAUCAAUCAUUAAUAAAACGACGUCAACGUCCCAUAAGUUCAGUAGGAAAUUUUCCUAACGGUAAUUUACCUAAAAUCAAAGUAUUUAGACGUUCUAAAAGCUUUUGCUCAAUUUAUGAAGAUGAACGCAGUGAUUUACUGGACUUGGAAAAUGAUUUAAGGACAUACAAACGUCCAGGUCAUAGUCGAACAAGUUUAGAUUUGCCAUCAAAACUUGGUGAAAGUUUUGUUAAUUGUUCAAAAUUUUCAACGAGAAAGAAGCUAAAAAAUUCUCCACCACCAGAAGACAUAAACGCUAACUUUUCAGGGUCAUUUAAUACACUUGAUAAUCACCAUAGGUCACGCGAUAAAGUCGUGUUGCCUCACGAAUUGCGUUCGAAUCACUGGUUUAAUUCUAAAACUGAUCCAUUGUCGUUAAUAUCAAACACGCACGACUGUUUCAGAAACACUCGUGAUACGACUGUGACAGUUAGUGAGCUUGUAAAUUAUGUAAAUACUCAAGAAGUUAGUCUAAAAGAUGAGUUAAAUACGUGUGCAAUUAAAACAUCUGUUGAUAAGUGCUAUGUAGUUGGAGAAGCGGAAGAAGUUAAAGAUACUAAAGUGUUACUGAAAAAGAAUGUAAUAAAACAAAGUCAAGGAAAGAUUGAAAAGAAAGAUUUUCUUGAUGGUCCGUGCGUUAAUUCGUCGUUUGUUGAAGCAGAACGGCAGGUGAUCUAUUCUGAGAAAAGUAAUCCAAGUAAUUAUUGCCUCAACGACGUGGACAAAGAUCCAACUUGUUGGUCAUUGGUGCGCAAGUGUUCUUUGGACCCUGUGGGAUUAACUAGUGAAAGUGAUUUAACAGUGAGUGAACACUUACUUUCUGUCCAGAAAAAUGAAAGUCGGGUGGAAAUAAAGGGUAAAAAUGAACGACGAUUAAAUCCAAAACGAUCACAGCAGCAGUUUCGUAAGAAACGUUUAGAAUUUUUGCAAAAGAAACAAGGAGUUUCUUAUCGUCCAAGUGGUGCUGAUCAAUCAGAUAUGAAGAUUUGUGUGAAAAUGAUGCGUAUACGGGAAAAAUUGAUAUUUUUCUUCAGUGCUUUUGCUAUACUGUUUACAUUCUUGCUUGUGAUGGACUUACAAAUGGACUUGGGUUAUAGUGGUCAUCAUUUAGUUCCUAGUCAUGGGAGAGUUAGAAUAGGCGACGAUCCAGGUCGCGAUUCAGUGUACAAUAAUUUUCAUCGUAAGUUUCUACAGAGGGUAAAUGCAAGCAAGGAAUUAACGGCGAGUGACAAUUCCGGUGCAAGUCCAAAUUCACGGGAUACUAAUGCCGCAACAAAUGGUGUUACUAGUGUUAGUAAAGGUGAAAUAGUAGAGGUACAUGAUAACUUUGCAGACCUUAAUGAUAUUGUGGUGAAUGGUGAUAGGGUUGACAUUGAUAAUGAUGUUAUUAGAAACAGUGAUGAAGAUUAUCUUGAUAAUCCAACCAUUGCUGAAAUCAAGGGCAUCACAUUCCGAGAUAACAUGACAACACUGCAGAAAUUCCAUCUACAAAUAUCAAGAUCAGAACUUUAUCCAAAAGACUCACCGAUUGUUAAUCAAUUACUUGACGAAAUGGCAACGAAGCCAAUCCUUCAUGUGUCUCAAAAGGAAGGAGGAACCCAGUUGAAACUGGUGAUAGACUACCCAGACGAGUUGCAAGCAUUAUUUAAGCCUAUGAGGUUUCCAAGAGAGCAACAAACUCUGCCGAAUCAUUUUUAUUUCACGGACUUUGAGAGACAUGUUGCUGAGAUUGCAACGUUUCAUUUAGACAAGCUCUUGGAUUUUCGACGAGCAAUGCCAGUGACUGGACGAACAUUGAAUAUGACAUCAGAGAUAUAUCAGUUAGCUGAAGGUGAUUUACUCAAGACAUUUUUCGUCAGUCCUGUUGGAAAUACGUGCUUCCAUGGUCGAUGUAGUUAUUAUUGCGAUACUAGUCAUGCAAUUUGUGGCAAUCCUAAUACAUUAGAGGGAAGUUUCGCUGCAUUUUUACCAAAGAAAGAACUUACUGGAAGAAAAAUAUGGCGACAUCCUUGGAGACGAAGUUAUCACAAGCGAAAAAAAGCCCAAUGGGAGACUGAUUCGGAUUACUGCAAUCAAAUAAAAAAAAUUCCGCCCUACAAUGAAGGCCGAAGACUUCUAGAUAUAAUAGAUAUGGCAGUUUUAGAUUUUUUAACUGGAAACAUGGACCGACAUCACUAUGAAACCUUUAAAAUAUUUGGAAAUGACACAUUCACUCUACAUCUAGAUCAUGGACGUGGAUUUGGAAGACCUUUCCAUGACGAAAAAUCAAUUCUCGCACCACUACUUCAAUGUUGCAUGAUACGACGGAGUACUCUUAAAACUCUCUUGUCGUAUCACAACAGUCCUCAACGCCUCAGUGCCGUGAUGCGUCAGAGCAUGGCAAAGGACCCCGUAGCGCCUGUCUUGUGGGAGCCUCACCUGACUGCACUUGAUAGACGUGUCGGUCUUGUUCUCCAAGCCAUUCGAGAAUGUUUGAAUCGAAGCAUUCACUAUGAACAAGUGAUUCAAGAGCAAGAAGAGAUAAGUGGAGAACAAAGAUAAAAAAUAUGUGAUCAACUAUUAAUGAGAGGAAAAAUAUAGAUGAAAUAUUGGACAUCUAUUUCUGUUGACAAUUUUUUCAUUGAUGAAAAUCAUUGAAAAAAUGGAGAAAAUAGUAUAAAAGGUGAAAUAUUAAUUUCAAUCAAAAAUUUAUGUCAAUGAUAUUUUAAAUUAUUUAAAAAUUGAAUCAAUUAUGAAUUAUAUUAGUACAUGUUAAUUAUUUGGAAUUAUGUAUAGGUUGACCCGUUUACCUCUAGCAGUACAGUCUUUUGUCUUGUAAUAGAUCGUUCCAAGUCUGAUUAAAAUGUUAGACAGUGCAAGACUUAGCAGAUUUCAGUUGAUCUAUCAGCAUAAAAAAUUGCUCUUCUGCAGAAGUUCAUAAAAAGUUCUAAAAAAAUAUGAAAUCUUUUUUAAAUGCAAAUUUAAAAUUCUCAUAUUAAUUACAUGAACUCUUUAUAUAACUGCUUACAUUUGUCUUUGUUUUACAUUUUUUUUUAUUUCAAUUUUUACAUCAAUAUUUAACUACAUUUUUAACUCAUUUUCAACUCUCAAUAAUUUAAUCUAAAAAUAGAACAAUUUUCCAACAUCAAGAAGAUUGGUUCAUUAAAAAUAUCCAAUAGAAAAAUUUUUUACAUUUUAUAAUUUUUUUCUCACAAGUUUUUCCUCUCAAUGUAUGCAUCACUGCAUACAACACUGGUGUGAUAUAGGGGUUUAAUUAAAUGGUUUGUGAGAAACCCAUACAAAUUAUUUGAUAAUUCGUCAGCAGAGUAUUAAAUAUAUAAUUAAUGUUCUUCAAUGAGAUGCUACUUAAUGACGUUUUAUCGAUUUAAUAACGAUAUUCUUGUAAUUAUUUGUAAAUUAUGUAUAAAAAGAAUCCUUUUUCCAUGAGCUGUUGAAUAUAAACAACGGAUGUAUAUUUUUUUCUUACAUAAAAUAAGAUAUGUAAAAAAUGUUG